AAAUGCAGGAAGAGUGCGAUAUUCAAGUCACUUUGGAGAAGAAACUAUCGGUUGAAACCAGGCUCGACGCUGUAGCAAGUAGUACCAAUUUGUCUGAAACAGAAAUUAAAAAAUCGAUACCAGAAGAUUCGUCCGUGGACUUCGAAGUUCUAUCCACCUCGUCAUCCGACGUUCUCACAAAAAUUACCUUAGAAUCGUUGAAAAGCGAAAGCACAUCAGACGACCAAGCGAAUAAAUCAACCCUCGAAUCUAUACCGGAAGUCGAUAACGAGGACGACUCCAAUUGGCUGUCGUAUUUCGAUUGUAACGCGAUCUUCGAUGUAACCUGUGAAAAUCUGUCUUAUUACAAUUCGACGAAAGCUGAAAAAGACAGCGACAGCGAUAUGGAUGACACUUUGACGUUUGACGAUGCUGAAGAAGGUGAAUCUAUGACUCUGGACGAAAACGAUAGUUGUUGCACCAAGUCUUAUCGCCAGCGAUCGUUUGAAGAUUUUUGUGAAAAGAAGCUUGACAGACUUGACCAAAUGACGGAUAAUAACCAUCCCACUGUUGUCUCCGAUAAAAUUUCUUUGAUCGAGAUAAAUCGCGAACGAAAUAUUUGCAAGGAGACUGAUCAAGAUAUUGCGAACAAAAACGAUAAAAAUGGAAAUAAUAUCGACUGUUAUUCAGAAGAUCAAACGAUCGAUGAUCGAACUAAGGAGGCAAAUAUAGAAAUGGAAGAGUGUAUGGAAAAUCAGAAACAUGAUUUUGUUCAUAUCAGUAACGAAGAACUGAUCGAAGAAUCGAACAGGACGUCAGACGGUUCACAUUUUUUAAGCGACUGGGAUGAUGAAGACGAAAGAAAUCUGGUUUAUUCUUCGCCUAAUGUGAAUAUUUCUGCUUAUUUUAAAUUUAGAGAUAGCAUGAAAGAACCUAAAUUUGAAGCAACUUUGGAACAACCGACUUCCAUAUUUUCGAAUAAAGGAAACAAAGAGCCAUUGCUUUUGGAAGAAAUUGUCGGAGAAUCUACCGAAAAUGAUAAAAAAGCGACAACGAAUGAAAUAGAAGAUCAAUCUACAAAAGAACCAAAAUCGGUAGAAGAUUUGGUAAAAAAUUUUACGGAAGAUGUACGUUCAAGUCAAGGUCAGGGAAUGAAGUUCGUAGAAUUGGGUUCUCCGGAAGAAUAUUUAGAAAAAUUGGCAGAGAUUACGGAAGCAGAUUGUCCAAAAUCCGAGGAAGAAGUUCAGGAAAAGUUAAAAAAGAUCGCCGAGGGGAAAGCAAAGAUAGAAAAUCAGAAAAACGAGGCUUUGAAGGAUCUGUCUGUUGAAUUUAACGAGAUCGAGAAGCUUGUUGCAGAAACGAAAUCUAUCGAACAGUAUAAUAGCGAAUCUGACGAAAGUCUAGACGAAUCGAAGGAAGAGGAUGGCAUCGAGAUGCCUUUGACGAAAGAUCAAGUAGCUGAAAGUUUUAAGAUGAAAAAUACUCAAAAGGAUAUGGAAGACGAGGAGAAACGUCGUGCAGAAUCGUUGCAAGAAUGUCUGCAAGUUAUUCCAAGAGACCCAGAAGAAUUUAUACAAGACGAAAUUGAAGGGAAAGCGGAGGUAGAAAAUAGAAGAAACGAGAUCUUCAAGGAUUUAGCGAUGGAAUUUAAUGAGAUUGGAAACCGUUUCGCGAGAGCAAACAAUAUUGAAAGUUUUAAUAGCCAACCUAACAAAAAUCCGAACGACGGUAUCGAGAUUUCUUUGAUCGAAGAAGAUCAAAUAGCUGAAAGUUUUAAAUUCAAAGAUAACCAAAACGAUGUGGAAAAUGUGGCGGAACAGUGUAAAGGAUUUUUAGAUGAGUGUCUUCAAGGUAUUCCCAGAGAAAUAGGAGCUGAAGAAUCUACUGAAGACAAAGGUACGUCUAAAAUUGAAGAAAACGUAGGAAACAUCGAGGGAAAAAUUGAAGAAACCUUAGAAGAUAUUGUUGAAGAAAAACUUGUGGGAAAUUUUAAAAAUAUUUCUAAAGAAAAAGUCGAACAAAAGCUUGAAGAUGCUAUGGAAGAAGAGACUAUUAAAAAAAUUAUUGAAGACAAAAUUCCACAGAAUCUGGAAAAUAUUGUUGAAGAAGAAAGUGUACAAAAUGUUGAAAAUAUUACUGAAGAGAAGAUUGAAACUGACGAUGCUGUCGAUAAAUCAGGAACUUUGAAAGAAACUACUGCUGAUACAAAAUCAACGUCAGAAACGGCGAUCAGAGGAAUUGUCCAAGAUAUUAUCGAAGACACAGAAGACUCAAUUUUUUGGCAAUUCUACAAACAACCGGAGAGAAUGUACAUAAAAGGAAAAGUUUACGAUUUCGAUCCCAAGAAACACGGUGUCAGGUACAGUUGCAAGAGCAAUGCAAUUUGUAAAUGUACUUAUAUCGAUGAUUUUGCGAUACGGCAAUUUGAUGUUUGGUGA
Bombus terrestris (buff-tailed bumblebee) is the source of this 2417-nucleotide messenger RNA. RefSeq lists its product as uncharacterized. The coding region runs from base 3 to 2417 and encodes 804 amino acids. The record is from RefSeq and is a predicted model, not a curated record. The transcript is spliced from 2 exons. NCBI's taxonomy places the organism in Eukaryota, Metazoa, Arthropoda, Insecta, Hymenoptera, Apidae.